Psammomys obesus (fat sand rat) is the source of this 1434-nucleotide messenger RNA. RefSeq names its product gasdermin C (gene Gsdmc). The coding region runs from base 1 to 1434 and encodes 477 amino acids. The transcript has 11 exons. Gene Ontology annotation, molecular function: phosphatidylinositol-4,5-bisphosphate binding; phosphatidylserine binding; phosphatidylinositol-4-phosphate binding. Gene Ontology annotation, biological process: pyroptotic inflammatory response; defense response to bacterium. NCBI's taxonomy places the organism in Eukaryota, Metazoa, Chordata, Mammalia, Rodentia, Muridae. The record is from RefSeq and is a predicted model, not a curated record.
AUGCCCUACACAUUUGACUGGGUUACCAAGGAUGUGGUCAAAAAGCUUCAAGGAAAAGAUCUGAGGCCUGUCAAACGCCUUUCAGAUGCAACCAAAUUCCGCCAGUUUGACAUACUGCAGAAGACUGCUCAAUCAUUGUUUUGGAAAUCUGAAGAUACUCCGGUUGGAUAUUCCCUCCUGCAGAUCUUGGAGCCAAAUUUUUCUGUCCCAGAGACUGAGGUGUCAACUCCCAUCCCCCUCAAACACACUGUAUCCCAGAAACUGAAGACUAAUGUGGAUGUUAAAGUCAUUGCAGAAGGAAGCGCAUCAGCAGAGUUUGUUCAGUCCUGUGGAUACGACAUUGAGGUUCAGAGUACCAGUAUCCCAGAAUCAAAACUGGAAAGUCUUCAAAACAUGAAACUGUUGGAUCAGGAGCCAUCAUUUGUGAAGGACUGCCGGAUGGGAAGGAAAAACCUCUAUGUGGUGACAGAGGCCUUUGUAGUGACCAAGGAUACUGUGCUGGAAGACAGCAGCAGUGUCAACUUUUCAGGAAAAGUGCUUAUCCCCCAGUAUGUCAAGGGUCAAGCCCAGGGACAGUGGCAGAAGGAGACGACGAAUCCAGUGCCUAUCCGAAAGGGUGCGGUGUUGGCCUACAAGAAGAAGCAACUGGUCAUUGAGAAUAACACUUGUGCCAUUCUCCUUUCUGCUAAUGCUAAGAAGAAGACAUUCCUAGAAAUGCUUAAUAUGCAACCUAGAAGUGCUAUCCUUGCCCAACCCAUGAGAAUGAAGGCAGAAGAACUAAGCAUUGAGAUAGGCUUGUGGAUCAAUAACAUCUCUCCGAUUGGAAGGAUAGAGGAACCCUACCAUCAAGAUUUCAAUCGCCUACAAGAUGAGGUUUCCCUGCAAAUAGAGCAACUUGCCCUGCUCUCAAAGGAUGUUCAAGAUGUUGUGUUCUCCAGUCUCCUGCCCAUGCUGAGGAACAGGGAGGUCCUGCAUGACUUGAUGAACAUGCUGGAGUUGGAUCAGUUGGGGCAUAUGGAUGGUCCAGGUGGUGCAAUCCUAGAUGAGCUGCGAAAGGAUGCAAGCCCCCCAUGGAUUGACCUAAAGAACCUCAUUCUUUAUCUCCUUCAAGCCCUAAUGGUGCUGAGUGAUACCCAACUCGAUCUGCUUGCACAGUCUAUGGAGAAGAGGCUCCUCCUGCAACAACGAGAGCUGGUAAGAAGCAUCCUACAGCCAAACUUCAAGUAUCCCUGGAAUAUUCCCUUCACUCUCCAGCCACAGCUUCUUGCCCCACUCCAGGGCGAGGGCUUGGCUAUUACUUAUGAAUUGCUGAAAGAGUGUGGUCUGAAGAUGGAGCUGAAUAAUCCCAGGUCAACUUGGGAUUUGGAAGCCAAGAUGCCCCUGAGUGCCCUUUAUGGGAGCUUGUCAUUUUUGCAGCAACUUGUGGAAGCAUAA